Molecule: messenger RNA, 3272 nt
Organism: Onychostoma macrolepis
Lineage: Eukaryota; Metazoa; Chordata; Actinopteri; Cypriniformes; Cyprinidae
Gene: prkceb
Product: protein kinase C, epsilon b
Exons: 15
Coding region: 1031-3262 (743 amino acids)
Biological process (GO): protein phosphorylation
Molecular function (GO): diacylglycerol-dependent serine/threonine kinase activity; ATP binding
Source: RefSeq, a predicted model, not a curated record
CGGGUAGUUUUAUUUUCCACUGCAGCUCUCACAGUACAGCAUUGUAAACACCCUUAUGCAAGAUGAGGAUCACCCUCAUAAAGACAAAUAAUGCAUUGCUACUGGCACGGGGGUAGACCAUGCCAUUUCAAAAAAUCAUUAAUGAUAUAAACAAAUAAAAAAUGACUAAGAAUUGAGACACCUGUGGCCUUUAUACGGUCCGUAUGGUCGUCUGCAUUGCAUGACUUGAGCAGGGUGCAUUAUUCACACUUGGUAUUCACACACACACACACACACACACACACACACACACACGCACGCUUCAUCUUUCCAGCCUUGUGGGUGAUGCUUGACCAGAGAGCCGAGGCAGCGGUUCCAGCAGGGCCGCUCCAGUGCCGCACUCACUCAGCCCUCUCCGCGCAAUAACUGACGUGUUUUGCGCAUUUCCUGGACCAGCCUUCAGACACACAUACACACACACACAGUCGGGAGAAAAAGAGGCAGGUCCGCAGGAAACUGAGUACCGACGGACAAACAAGGAUCCUGGAAAAAGCAAGUGAGUACGGAACCCUUGUAAACACUGGUUCUCCUGUCUGGGGCGAACCGAAAGACGCUUUUGCGGGGAUAACUUUCCUCCCAAUGCGCGGAGGAGACACAUCCAGCGCUCCAGUCAGACGAGGGAACGGGCUGCUCACCCUGAGGAGAUCCAGCAUAUAUUUCUGGCGUAUUUUGAGGUGUGGAAUGCUGGUCGUAUCGCUGCCGAUACACUGUAGCUGUCCUUUUUCAAUCCAACUUGCAUUGCUGACUGCCUACAGCGGCGUUUGGACAGCUUCAAGAUCACAUGCAGGUUGUCCGUAGGUCAUAGCAAUAGAUUCCCUUUCUGUCUGGACCUUCUACACUUUGCAUGCAGAUCCACGAGGACGAAGAAGGGCAUUUACCGUUAUUUCAUAAGGAUAAACAAUCACAAACCGGUGGACCGUAACAUACACUGGUUGAAUAAUUAACCAGGCGCUGAAGUGGAAUAUUGUUACUAAAGCUCUAAAAAGUGGCCAUGGUGUUUUUUAACGGUCUGCUGAAGAUUAAGAUCUGCGAGGCUUUGGACCUGAAGCCCACAGCCUGGUCUCUGAGACACGCCGUUGGCCCCAAGACGCAAACCUUCCUGCUGGACACGUACAUCGCCCUCAACGUGGAUGAUUUUCGCGUGGGUCAGACCUCGACCAAGCAGAAGACCAACAGUCCCGUCUGGCACGAUGAGUUUGUGACCGAGGUGCACGACGGCCGCAAGAUCGAGCUGUCGGUGUUUCACGACGCGCCGAUUGGCUACGACGACUUUGUAGCCAACUGUACCAUUCAGUUCGAGGAAUUGCUGCAAAACGGCAGCAAACACUUCGAGGACUGGAUAGACUUGGAGCCAGAGGGAAAGGUUUAUGUCAUUAUCGACUUGUCAGGAUCAUCCAGUGAAGCAGGAAGCUGUGAGAAUGAGGAGCGCGUGUUUCGUGAACGCAUGCGUCCCAGGAAGAGGCAGGGAGCCGUCCGGAGGAGGGUGCAUCAAGUCAACGGACACAAGUUCAUGGCCACCUACCUGAGACAGCCCACCUACUGCUCACACUGCCGCGACUUCAUCUGGGGUGUAUUAGGAAAGCAAGGGUAUCAGUGCCAAGUGUGCACCUGUGUAGUUCAUAAACGCUGCCAUGAGCUGAUCAUCACGAAAUGUGCGGGUCUGAAGAAACAGGAGGACACCACAGAGGAGGUAGGAUCUCAGCGCUUCAGCGUAAAUAUGCCUCAUAAAUUCAGUAUUCACAACUACAAAGUCCUGACGUUCUGUGACCACUGCGGUUCAUUAUUGUGGGGCCUGCUGAGGCAAGGGCUUCAGUGCAAAGUUUGUAAGAUGAAUGUGCACAAGCGUUGUGAAAGUAAUGUAGCUCCUAACUGUGGGGUGGACGCCCGGGGCAUCGCCAAGGUGCUGUCUGACCUCGGAGUCACUCCAGAUAAACUCUCCGGCAGCGUCCAGAGGAGAAAAAAGAUCUCUCAGGGUCCAGAUCCGCAGCCCUUACCCAUAUCCCCGCAGUCAGAAGAGGAUCGAUCCAAAUCUGCUCCCACAUCACCAUGUGACCAGGAUAUAAAGGACCUGGAGAACAUCAGAAAGACACUUUCGUUUGACCAUCGCGGUGAAGAGCUGAAGCCAGCCUCAUCCUCCUCUCUAACCGAGGGCCUGUCAGAGGAGACGAGGGAGGCCAGAGAGAACGGAGAGGUGAAGACGCUCCAGACCAAAAGGAUGACGCUGGAAGACUUCUCCUUCAUCAAAGUGCUCGGGAAAGGCAGCUUCGGCAAGGUGAUGCUGGCAGAGUUAAGAGGCACUGAUGAGGUUUAUGCGGUGAAAGUGUUGAAGAAAGACGUCAUCCUGCAGGACGAUGAUGUGGACUGCACUAUGACUGAGAAACGCAUUCUAGCGCUGGCCAGAAAACACCCUUACCUGACCCAACUCUACUGCUGCUUUCAGACCAAGGACCGUUUGUUCUUCGUCAUGGAAUAUGUAAAUGGUGGAGACCUGAUGUUCCAGAUCCAGCGUUCGCGCAAAUUCGAUGAAGCUCGUUCCCGGUUUUACGCUGCCGAGGUGACCUCAGCCCUCAUGUUCCUGCACCAAAAUGGGGUCAUUUACAGGGAUUUGAAGCUAGACAACAUUCUGCUGGAUGCAGAGGGUCACUGUAAGCUAGCAGACUUUGGCAUGUGUAAGGAGGGAAUCCUGGAUGGCAUCACAACCACAACAUUCUGUGGCACACCAGAUUACAUUGCCCCAGAGAUCCUGCAGGAGCUUGAGUACGGCCCGUCGGUGGACUGGUGGGCUCUAGGGGUGCUGAUGUAUGAGAUGAUGGCUGGUCAGCCUCCUUUUGAAGCAGAUAAUGAGGACGACCUUUUUGAGUCUAUUCUCCAUGAUGACGUCCUAUAUCCUGUGUGGCUCAGCAAAGAGGCCGUCAGCAUUCUUAAAGCGUUCAUGACGAAGAGCCCUAGUAAGCGGUUGGGUUGCGUAGUAUCCCAAGGACUAGAGGAAGCUAUUAAAGUGCAUCCGUUCUUCAAAGAGAUUGAUUGGGUACUUCUGGAACAGAGGAAGAUCAAGCCACCUUUCAAACCACGUAUUAAAACCAAAAGGGACGUCAACAAUUUUGACCAGGACUUCACCCGCGAGGAGCCGGUGCUCACCCCGGUGGAAGACGCCAUUAUCAAGCAGAUCAACCAGGAUGAGUUCAAGGGCUUCUCUUACUUCGGCGAAGAGACCCUGUCCUAAUACUAAAACC